Molecule: messenger RNA, 1415 nt
Organism: Euleptes europaea (tarantolino)
Lineage: Eukaryota; Metazoa; Chordata; Lepidosauria; Squamata; Sphaerodactylidae
Product: heparan sulfate glucosamine 3-O-sulfotransferase 3A1-like
Exons: 2
Coding region: 21-1037 (338 amino acids)
Molecular function (GO): [heparan sulfate]-glucosamine 3-sulfotransferase activity
Source: RefSeq, a predicted model, not a curated record
GGCCCGGGGGCCCGCCUAGCAUGGCCCGGGCAGGAGCGCCCCCCGCCGCCUCGCCAGGCCCCGAGCCCUGGCCCCGCCGCGCCCUGCGGACGCUGCUGCUGCUGCUGGCCUCCCUGCUCAUGUCCCUCUACGCCAGCUACUGCCUGGCCGGGGCGGCGCGCCUCCUCGCCCGCCAGCCGGCCCCGAUCCCCCCGGCCCCGCCCGCCGAGGGGGCCGCCCCGCCCCGGCCCCCCUCGGCGCCCCCCCAGCCCGCCGCCGAGGGCGAGCCGCGCCUGCCCCAGGCCCUCAUCGUCGGCGUGAAGAAGGGCGGCACCCGCGCCCUGCUCGAGUUCCUGCGCGUCCACCCCGACGUGCGCGCCGCCGGCGCCGAGCCCCACUUCUUCGACCGCCACUACGGCCGGGGGCUCGCCUGGUACAGGGAUUUGAUGCCACGAACACUCGAUGGACAGAUCACCAUGGAGAAAACUCCCAGCUACUUUGUCACCAAGGAAGCACCUGCUCGCAUCUCUGCUAUGUCGAAAGGCACCAAGCUUAUUGUGGUGGUGAGAGACCCAGUUACCAGAGCCAUCUCUGACUACACACAAACUCUGUCCAAGAAGCCCGACAUUCCCACCUUCGAGAACCUGACCUUCAAAAACAGGACUACGGGCCUCAUUGAUACCACCUGGAGUGCCAUCCAGAUUGGCAUUUAUGCCAAGCAUCUGGAAAACUGGCUCCUCUAUUUCCCUAUUGGGCAGAUUCUCUUUGUCAGUGGGGAAAGGCUAAUCAGUGACCCUGCUGGUGAAUUAGGCCGGGUCCAGGACUUCUUGGGUCUCAAAAGGAUCAUCACAGAUAAACACUUCUACUUCAACAAGACCAAGGGCUUCCCAUGCCUGAAAAAGGCAGAAGGCAGUAGCAAGCCUCAUUGCCUGGGCAAAACAAAAGGGCGGACUCAUCCUAACAUUGACCAGAAGGUGGUGGAGAGGCUACGAGAGUUCUACAGACCUUUCAACAUGAAGUUCUACCAGAUGACUGGACAGGACUUUGGCUGGGAUUGAGGCUGGAAAAUAAUAAUUUAAAUGAAUAAAAAGGAAAAUAUAUUUUUGUAUAUAUCAAUAGAGAAGGAAAAUUAAUAUUUCUGCUGAUGUGUGGUGGUUCCAAUUAAUAUUUUAAUUUUGGCACAAAAAUGUCAUAGUUUUCUAUUUUAUUUGCUUUAUUGGUCAGGAUUUACAGUAUCUACUUCCACAGACCCAGAAAUAUGAGUUGAGGACUGGAACAGUGAGCCUGAUUAUUUACCUCAGUGAGUCCAAGAUGUGGAUUCUUCUUGAUAGACAAGAUGCACCUUUCCAUUUUAAGUUUUUAUGGCAUAGGUUGGAUUCCUCAAUCAGUGAAUUCUGGGUUCAGUGCCUAGAUUUUUAAACCAGCUUUUCCACUGG